Messenger RNA from Coffea eugenioides, 375 nucleotides. RefSeq lists its product as uncharacterized. Bases 1 to 375 code for a protein of 124 amino acids. Lineage: Eukaryota; Viridiplantae; Streptophyta; Magnoliopsida; Gentianales; Rubiaceae. The record is from RefSeq and is a predicted model, not a curated record. The transcript has a single exon.
AUGGAAAUUUCCAUGCUCAGAGCCGACAUUCAUGAGGAUAGGGAAGCAACAAUGGCACGUUUUCUCAGUGGUGUGAGAUCGGAAAUUUCUGACCAACUCGAGCUACAAUACUAUACUGAACUAGAGGACAUGGUGGAGAAGGCGAUCAAAAUUGAGCGACGGCUCAAGAGGAGGGGUACAACCAGAAAUUAUGCCUCUAUUUACACUUCAAAUCAGCGAAAUUUCCAACCUUGGAGAGAUGAUACAGCCGUUGGUAAUCCAACAACUUCAUGGCCUAAGCAAGAGGUAUCCAUCAACCCUCGACCAAAUGUUUCUAAAUUUGAUUCUAGAGGAGCUUCCAAACCAGUAAACGAGACCUCAAGGCCUAGAAACUGA